AGCAUACAUCACGAUAUUCGCAGAUUUCCAUCGCAGUUUUGCGGUCACGCCGUGAAAUAUUUAUUACAUUCAGUGUUGGCCCCAUCUGCGUCGAGUCAUAAUAAAUUAUUCCUUCAAGCUUAUAAGUAAUCCGAAGGUGAUAUUUAACGAGAGCAGGCGUUUUCAUAUCGUCACGCACCGUUUUAAUCCAUUUCAAUUUGUUCUAAAUUGAAUUCUUACCAAACCGCUUCUUAAUUUCCAACGCGUUCAACCGAAAAUGUUUGGCGGCACCGGGCGUUUGUUGUCAUUGCACCAGGACGAUGCACCUCGCAGGGGAAGUUUUCUUGGAAUGAAUUUUCAACUAACAAGCAGAGGCAGCAUUCAACUUGUUGAAGGAGUCGAUCAGCGUCUUCCGUUAUGCACGUCGGAGACAUUCGUAAGCGGCCGCCGAGUGAAAAUUCUUAUCCGGGGCGAGCUCUUCGAAACAUUCGAAGAGACAUUAAUGAAAUUUCCAGACACAUUGCUGGGGUCGCGUCGUAAACGACGCCAACAUUACCAACCAGAAAAGGAUGCUUACGUCUUCGAAGAACGUAACAAGUUCGCAUUUAACGCGAUUUUAUUUUUUUACCAAUCUGGGGGUAUUCUAGCCAAGCCAGAAGACGUACCUUUUACUAUUUUUACAAGAGAACUUGAGUUCUUUGAAUUAGUGGAUUACUUUCCAGCAUGUUGGACCCUCAAAGCCGUGCCAGUGGAACUACCAAAGAGCCCAUGGCAAAAGACUUUAUGGAGCCUUUUUCAAGACCCAAAAAGUUCGACAGUUGCCAUGCUAUUUUCAUGGAUAUCUUUUUCCUUCAUAGUAAUCACAACGGCGAUAUUUUGUUUUGAAACCACUAAAAUAGGGUAUUUAUUGUUGUGUAAAAACAACGGUACCGUUCCGAAUGUUAAAGCCCCAAUCUGUGUCCAAAAUACAGAAUGGUUUAUCGUAGAUAGCGUUAUAACCGCUUGGUUUGUACUCGAGUACGCUGCAGGCUUGUUGACUGCGCAGCGAAAAGUCAAGUUUGUCUUCUCCUUCCUCGGUGUCAUUGACCUUCUUUCGAUUCUUCCCUACUUUGGAAUUUUAUUUUUAGACACAGACGGCGAAGCCCAGUUUCAUAUGCGUGCGCUUCGACUGCUUCGUUUUACAAGAGUGAUACGAGUGCUAAAGCUGGCACAUCACAUCGAGGCACUUCGCUUGCUGGGCUAUACCAUAAAACAAUGUUUAUAUCUACUAGUGGGGCUCAUGUUGUUGGUCGCUAUUUUAACAAUAUCAUUGUCAUCUCUGAUCUAUUUUGCUGAAAAGGACUUAAAAACAUCGUCAAUCAAAGAUUCGCCUGACGCAGCAUGGUUUGUCAUUAUUACAUUAACCAAUGUUGGAUAUGGUGAUGUAGUCCCGGCCUCUGUGCUUGGUAAGAUGGUUGGAGCAAUCACGACGAUACUAGGAAUUUUGAUCGUGUUCAUCCUACCUGCGCCAGUAUUGCUUAAUCAUUUCGAGGAAAUUUAUAGCCUUCGCAAAGAGCGAAAGAAGUUGAAAGACGCCGGCAUAAAAAUAGAUGGAAGCGUCGCAGAUAUAUUACAGAAUAUAUCCUAAGGCUGUGCACAAACUACAGAUAUUCGGAUGACGGGAAAAGAUAUCUCACUUAACCAAGAAAACCGUAAUUAAGGACCAACAUGGCCUUUCUUAUCAGAAUGUGGCUUAACUAUGGCAUCAAAGUCUGUUCAACUAAUUAAGUAGAUUAGAUUAUAAUGUAGAUUGCCAAUAUAACCAGAGAGCAGCGUG
Dendronephthya gigantea is the source of this 1795-nucleotide messenger RNA. Its product is annotated as potassium voltage-gated channel subfamily A member 6-like. The record is from RefSeq and is a predicted model, not a curated record. Gene Ontology annotation, biological process: potassium ion transmembrane transport; protein homooligomerization. NCBI's taxonomy places the organism in Eukaryota, Metazoa, Cnidaria, Anthozoa, Malacalcyonacea, Nephtheidae. The transcript has 2 exons. Gene Ontology annotation, molecular function: delayed rectifier potassium channel activity. Bases 257 to 1606 code for a protein of 449 amino acids. Gene Ontology annotation, cellular component: voltage-gated potassium channel complex; membrane.